AUGAACUACUCCGUUACCAUACGCUUUUUUGAUGAGUUUCGGGGAUGGAUGGGAUUUGUGUAUGAUCCGCAGGCCCUUGUCGCCGUGGAGUUCGAGCGACUUGCUCAUCUCCGAAAGUGGAAGAGAGGAUCCAAGACUUGGAAACGCCAGUGGAAGCGCGCGAUGGUAGACCAAAUGGCGGAUAGAACAGUCGCGUCUACUGGACAGGUCCUGAUUCCGAUAGCUACUCCUCUUUUGACCCCAUCUACCGGCCUGGAAUUUUUUGACGAAUUUCCCGGAUUCGUCUAUGAUCCCUUGGCACCCAUCAGCGAGGAGUUUGCACGACUUGGUCGCUUCCGCAAGUGGAAGGAGGGAAGCAAGACUUGGAAACGCCAGUGGAAGCGCGCCAUGGUUGUUGUCAUGAACAAAUACAUGGUUGAUCAAACGGGCCAAUGCACUGGAAAAGCUCCGACUCUCGGCGAGUGGCAGGCUAUGUGCAAGCUUGUUGGACUUGAGAAUAUUCCUCUGUCUAUUACCCAAUGCCGCAAAGCGCUGACACGCAUCCAUGUCAAUAUUGUUGAUGCUCUGGACUGCUUGGUAACAAGUAAGCUGCCCCCACGGUUUGGCAGUCGCUCAGAGCUCGCCGAGUACACGCAAGAUACCCAUAGGCAGACCAAGACCGAGAACAUGAGGACAGAAUUCAGUGCAAAAUUUGACAGGCGUGUGGUGAUAACUGCGCAAAUUGGGAAUUUUACAGACGAAAUGUAUGAGGAGAAAGAAGAAGUUAGUGAAUAA
Penicillium taxi is the source of this 774-nucleotide messenger RNA. RefSeq lists its product as uncharacterized. The record is from RefSeq and is a predicted model, not a curated record. The transcript has 3 exons. NCBI's taxonomy places the organism in Eukaryota, Fungi, Ascomycota, Eurotiomycetes, Eurotiales, Aspergillaceae. Bases 1 to 774 code for a protein of 257 amino acids.